Molecule: messenger RNA, 1107 nt
Organism: Podarcis muralis (Common wall lizard)
Lineage: Eukaryota; Metazoa; Chordata; Lepidosauria; Squamata; Lacertidae
Gene: SNU13
Product: small nuclear ribonucleoprotein 13
Biological process (GO): ribosome biogenesis
Cellular component (GO): nucleolus; ribonucleoprotein complex
Molecular function (GO): RNA binding
Source: RefSeq, a predicted model, not a curated record
AAUCUGUAGCGCUUCCGAGGCUGCUGUCUGGUGGCUUCGCGGACUUAGAGCCCACCGACGGAGUCAUCCUGCGGAAUGGAAUGAUUAUUUGCAGCACAGGGAAGGCCUGCGCGGUGUUUCCUGCCCUUUCCCCCUCGACGUCACUUCCAAGAGCGCGCGCGUCUGCCUUGCGUUCGAGAGCGUUGCGAGGCUCUUCCUCCGUGAAGCUUUCGGGCCGAGAGGAUCGAUCCAGAGCCAGGCGCUUCGAGUGGUUCUUCUGCUUCGCAGACAUGACUGAGGCAGAAGUGAAUCCUAAAGCUUAUCCACUAGCUGAUGCUCAACUCACCAAGACGCUGCUUGAUCUUGUACAGCAGUCCUGUAAUUACAAACAGCUACGCAAAGGAGCCAAUGAAGCUACUAAAACUUUGAACAGAGGCAUUGCUGAAUUCAUUGUGAUGGCUGCAGAUGCGGAGCCCCUUGAGAUCAUCCUUCACCUCCCACUGCUUUGUGAGGACAAGAAUGUGCCCUACGUGUUUGUGCGCUCCAAGCAGGCCCUGGGGCGGGCAUGUGGUGUUUCUCGGCCUGUCAUUGCCUGUUCAAUUACUAUCAAAGAAGGCUCACAGCUAAAGCCACAGAUUCAGUCUGUCCAACAAGCUAUCGAGAGACUAUUGGUCUAAAUCUUAACAGACCUCUCACUUACUAAACUAAAAUAACUCUGUGAAAGAUGAGUCUUGUCACUUGUACAAUGUUUACUACUGUUUUUGUUUUCUACCAGAUCUCCCUUCAUUACACUUGCCAUUUAGAUGUUUAACAAGACGAUGUCCAGUCUUUUAUUUUAAAUUCUUCAUUCUGAUGCAACUCUCCCCAGUGGAAUUUUAGUUAGCCUAUCCUUUUCGGCAAUAAACAAACUUCAUUUGCAGAAGAUUAGGCUGAAGAUUUGUAAAUACAAAACAUAUGACCUUCUUCUGGUCAAUAUGAUGUUCACCCAUUGAUGGUGCACAUCUUUAAAAUACUAGUCCUAAUACAACUUGCUAGAACACUGUUAGAAAUAAAGGGCAGAUGGAAUAAUAUUGUCAAAGGCAGUGGCUUUAACUUUUUAUAUAUAUUAAAAACACAAUUAUGUUUGUA